Messenger RNA from Tremella mesenterica DSM 1558, 465 nucleotides. RefSeq lists its product as uncharacterized. The record is from RefSeq and is a predicted model, not a curated record. Lineage: Eukaryota; Fungi; Basidiomycota; Tremellomycetes; Tremellales; Tremellaceae. The coding region runs from base 1 to 465 and encodes 154 amino acids. The transcript is spliced from 6 exons.
AUGGAUAAAGAGACAACACCUACCCCUCUCAGUACUAUAGCAAACAAGUAUCGUGGAGCCGCCGUCGAGGACUUACAAUUACCGCCGGCUAUAUGUAUGGAAGAACAUCAACCUAUCGGUCUAGCUCUGGAGAAGGCGUACGAGCACGAAUUUGAUCAACUACCAGUCCUCAAUGGUCGUCGAAAACCUAUAGGUUAUGUGGACAUUUCCUUGAUCAAGGACAAGUUCAAAGCUGCCAGACUAAAUGAAAUGGAUCCCGUGUCUAGACAUACCACCAGAUUUUCCUCCUACUCCUCCUCGCACCCAUAUACCACCAUCACACCCGACACUCCAUUGGAAAUUUUAGAACAGUUCUUUGAGACCAGUCGGACAGAGUUCGCCCUCGUGACCGACAGUGAGCGCAAAUGGGUAUUGGCUGUGGCUACGAAGACAGAUCUGGAAACAUUUGUGAAACGACGAGGAUGA